Molecule: messenger RNA, 1041 nt
Organism: Fragaria vesca subsp. vesca
Lineage: Eukaryota; Viridiplantae; Streptophyta; Magnoliopsida; Rosales; Rosaceae
Exons: 6
Coding region: 49-1041 (330 amino acids)
Biological process (GO): regulation of DNA-templated transcription
Molecular function (GO): DNA binding
Source: RefSeq, a predicted model, not a curated record
CCUUCACUCUUCUCCCCUCUUUCUCAGAGUUCACAUUCAAACACAGAGAUGACAACGAGCAGAGACCAAACGAUGCCGCUUUCAUUGCCGGUAGGCUUCAAGUUCCAUCCCACGGAAGAAGAGCUAGUGAAUUACUAUUUGAAGAAGAAGAUUCACGGCGGAAACGAGUCAGAGAUCAACCAAAUCAUCCCGUUCAUCGACCUCUGUGAACACGAGCCGGCUGAGCUUCCAGGUUUGUUGGGGAGUGAGACAGAGGAUCACGACAUGGAGUGGUUCUUCUUCACAAGAAAUGCCUACAAGUACAACAAAAGCUGUCGAUCGAAUCGGAGCACGAAGAAGGGGUUCUGGAAGAUCACAGGCAAGGAGCGUGGGAUUAAGGCUCGGCGUUCCAAAGCUGUGAUUGGGAAGAAGAGGACUCUGACUUUUUACCAGGGUCGUGGGGAAGCCAAGAAGAAGAAGACCGGCUGGGUCAUUCAUGAAUACUAUCUUCCUCGAAAUGAAGUUGUUUCCUGUUCAAAGCAGACAAAGGGAGACUUUGUUAUCUGUCGAUUGAAGAACAAAUCAGAUAAGAAGGAAUCUUCAGUUAGUAAUGAAGGUGAACCGGGUGGAGGCGAUGAUGGAAUGAAUCAAGAGGGAAAUGGGGAGUUCCUAAUUUAUCAAUCUCAGCCUCUGGAUGACUGCUGCUCGUCAGCACUGUGGUCACCGGCAUCCCAAGAGCUGGAAGCUGUUCUGCAAACCAAUGGAACCAGUGGUGAUUGUCAUGAGAUGCAAUCACCGUUUGGUGAUAGUGAGUCUUGUCAUCGAGACAGGAAUGAAUUUUCAACCUGUGAUGAGGAUGAGACUGUGUCUGAUGUGUAUCCACAGCUUCGUGAUCCACCAGAAGAAAAUCUGGAUUCACUCUUGUGUGCACUUCAGCCACAGGGUUACCACCCUCCCAUACUGCAGUCACCAAUAUACACAAAGCUGGGAAAUGUUACACAUCCGCUUCAGCCACAGAAUUACCAGCCCUCGGUAAUAUUGCAAAUUACCGGCCCUCGGUAA